Messenger RNA from Exaiptasia diaphana, 898 nucleotides. RefSeq names its product mediator of RNA polymerase II transcription subunit 22. Gene Ontology annotation, biological process: regulation of transcription by RNA polymerase II. Lineage: Eukaryota; Metazoa; Cnidaria; Anthozoa; Actiniaria; Aiptasiidae. Bases 99 to 524 code for a protein of 141 amino acids. The transcript is spliced from 3 exons. The record is from RefSeq and is a predicted model, not a curated record. Gene Ontology annotation, cellular component: mediator complex. Gene Ontology annotation, molecular function: transcription coregulator activity.
UGGYGGACAAGUGAUUUUCUGAGUGAUUUUGAUUCGAACAAAUAUUGACAACAAUUUCUKUUACGAUCUAACUAYAUUAUCAAGCCAAGACAGACGAUAUGUCACAACCUAGUCGYGCRCUCCCKCAAAGYAAAGAAACUUUGCUGAAAUCRUACACKAAACGGUUAAAAGACGAUGUAAAAUCGAUUCUUGACAACUUCACAGAAAUCCUCAAAUGUUCCAAGGUUGAAGAUGAAACACAGGUAUCYCGUGUCACACAAGUUGUACAAUACCAGUAUGAAUCAAAUGUCCGUGCGGCAAAUAUAGUAAGAGCAGGAGAAUCUUUGAUGAAACUAGUAUCCGACAUAAAAGAAUUCUUAAUUCUGAAUGACUUCCCWUCAGUCAAUGCCAGUAUAUCAGACAGAACGGCAAGAUUGACAACAAUACAACAACAAACAGACAAACAACUCAUGAGUUUGAAAGAAGACAUGGCAGUUACUUUGUAUGAAUUAGAGGAGUCUUACUAUUCUUCACAAUAUCACUGAACUCACGACUGCACACUGGAAUCUCUAUCUAACAAAGCAAGCUAUAUCGAAGAAGGUCCAGACAGAAGAUAGAAGCAUUGGAACUAAAGCAUUGGAGAAAGUGAGAAAGGAAUUCUUCUGUUCUUGUUAAAUGGCAUUAUUUAAAAGUGACCAUAAGCAAGUAUGAAAGACGUUUUUUUUUGUAAAAAUGUGUAUAAAAUGACAUCCAAUCUGUAACGUUUCUUCUAGUAUUGUCGUAUUGUAACCAACAGGUACGCUUUGGCGACUUAGCAGACGUUCUAGCAAUUUGCUCUAACCGAACUACAAAAAAAGGCCGGCCGCGAAGGCUUAUUAUCGAGAGAUUAACUAAAGAGAAAUAAAUUAAAAAUUUUGAA